AGGCGUAUGUGAUGGCGAGCGUGGAUCACCCUCACGUGUGUCGUCUGCUGGGAAUCUGCCUGACGUCGUCGGUCCAGCUGGUGACUCAGCUGAUGCCGUACGGCUGCUUGCUGGACUACGUCCGUCACCAUAGCGACCACGUUGGAGCCCAGUGGCUCCUCAACUGGUGCGUCCAGAUCGCCAAGGGGAUGAACUACCUGGAGGAGCGUCACCUGGUGCAUCGAGACCUGGCGGCGAGGAACGUUCUGGUAAAAUCUCCGAACCACGUGAAGAUCACCGACUUCGGUCUCGCCAAGCUGCUGACGGCCAACGAGAAGGAAUACCACGCAGACGGAGGAAAGGUUCCCAUAAAGUGGAUGGCGUUGGAGUCGAUCCUGCAGUGGACCUACACACAUCAGAGCGACGUCUGGAGUUACGGUGUGACAGUCUGGGAGCUGAUGACGUUCGGUUUAAAGCCGUACGACGGGAUCCCAGCCAGCGAGAUCUCAUCUGUGCUGGAGAGAGGAGACCGACUGCCUCAGCCUCCCAUCUGCACCAUCGAUGUCUACAUGAUCAUGGUCAAAUGUUGGAUGAUUGAUCCGUCCAGUCGGCCCAAGUUCAGAGAACUGAUAGUAGAGUUCUCUAAAAUGGCCAGAGACCCUUCUAGAUACCUGGUCAUACAGGGUGAGCUCCCCAGUCCGACAGACAGCAGGUUUUACUCUCGUCUUCUGAGCUCUGAUGACAUGGACGACGUGGUCGACGCCGACGAAUACCUGCUGCCUUACAAGGGACUGGGUAACCAUGACAACCGUCCCUGCAGCGCCGCGAACGGUCAUCCAGUCAGAGAGAACAGCGUUGUGAUGCGUUACAUCACCGAUCCGACUCAGACCAUGUUGGAUAAAGGAGACAUCACCAGCCACGAGUACAUGAACCAGAGUAUGAGUGAAACCAGUCAGGGCAGCCGGCUGUCGGAGGUUUUGAAUCCCAACUAUGAGGACCUGAGCUCGGGUUGGGGCGCCGCCUCGUUCCUCCACCCGCUGGAGGAUAUAAAGUCCUCCGCCCAACUUCCUGUACAGGGACCAGAAUACCUGAACACUGCCCAAAGCUCGCUCCCUCUGGCUGCCAGCGACAGCCUCGACAACCCGGACUACCAGGCUGACUUCCUGCCCCAGGCCACUUACACCAGGACUGGUCUGUUUCUGCCUGCAGCUGAGAACCUGGAGUAUUUGGGUUUGGGUGCUGCGCUGCACGCUCCCGUCCGCUAAACUGUUUAAUUUAGCUGCUUUUAAUGUACAUUUCUCUGGACAACACUGACUGAGCAGCAGAAUCACUUUCACAUUGAACAGCUCACUGAGUCAGACAUUACUGAUGACAAGGAGAGCUGGACUCAACCCAACAACCUUCUGGUCACAAACUGGAUGUUUCAUUGAACUUGAAUUUUAAAAGUUUGAUCGCUGUGGAAGUGAAAUGAGGACUUCACUGUUGAAAAUACAAAACAUUUGACAUAAUUUAAAUGUGCACAGAGGUUUGGAGAAGCUCAAAAAUGAAUUAUUUACAUGUGAUCUUCUGCUCCAUCAGGUAUCAAAAGGCACAAUGGCGCCCCCAGCUGGCUGUGCAGUGCACUACAGGCUGGAGGAUAAAACAAUCGCUUGUAAUGUGAAACUUUUCUCAUUUAACCCUCCUGUUGUCCUCGAGUCAAGGAAGGAAGGAAGGAAGGGAGGAAAGGAGGAAGGAAGAAAGAAAG
Molecule: messenger RNA, 1723 nt
Organism: Scomber scombrus (Atlantic mackerel)
Lineage: Eukaryota; Metazoa; Chordata; Actinopteri; Scombriformes; Scombridae
Product: melanoma receptor tyrosine-protein kinase-like
Exons: 8
Coding region: 12-1244 (410 amino acids)
Biological process (GO): positive regulation of kinase activity; multicellular organism development; cell differentiation
Cellular component (GO): signaling receptor complex; basal plasma membrane
Molecular function (GO): epidermal growth factor receptor activity; ATP binding; epidermal growth factor binding
Source: RefSeq, a predicted model, not a curated record